Aspergillus welwitschiae is the source of this 1165-nucleotide messenger RNA. RefSeq lists its product as uncharacterized. Bases 1 to 1095 code for a protein of 364 amino acids. Lineage: Eukaryota; Fungi; Ascomycota; Eurotiomycetes; Eurotiales; Aspergillaceae. The record is from RefSeq and is a predicted model, not a curated record. The transcript is spliced from 7 exons.
AUGGGCUACAACCUUACCGCGGAGAUGUUCAGCGAGUGGGCAAUAGGUCUGGUUGUCAUUGCAGUUCGAUUGUACACACGCUUUUCCGUGGAUCGUGGAAUGUUCCGCUGGGAUGAUGUGUGCCUGGUGCUUGGAACGAUAUUCUGGACUCUCCUUGUUGUAUUCUUACAUCUAUGCACCGCUGUCUAUGGCAGCAAUAUAGGCCUUAAUCACACCACUGCCGCCGAGUUACCGGAUGACCAGGUCCCUUCCCUGACCAAAGGCUCGAUCUAUGCGUUUCUCGCCUGGCUUUCGUACAUCCUCAUGGUGUGGUCUUUCAAGGGGGUGCUUGUGUUUCUCUACAACAGACUCACGAUCGGUCUUUCGCAACACCGAUUAGCCUUGGCUGUGGGCGCUUUCACAGUAUGCACAUUCGUCCAGGUCAAGCCCUAUGCAGGAAACAACUGCACUGUGCGCCCAUUAAACUACAUCAUCAUUGAAGUCUUGAGCAUCUUAACCGAUCUCUGUAUCAUGUGCGUUCCGAUUCCAUUGAUUAUUGUCGCCAAAAUCCCGACGUCUCAGAAGUGGAUCCUCACGGGUCUGUUCUCCUCCGGCAUCUUCGUCAUGAUUGCUGCCGGUCUUCGAGCAUACUACUCCGUCAAAGACCUCUCGACUCUCGCAACGGCUUUGGGCUGGGCAUCACGGCAGGCCUUUGUCUCAGCCAUUAUCGUCUGCGCUCCAGGGAUCAAGCCCCUUCUUUCUCGCUUUUCCUGGUUUGCGUCCUACAGUUCUUCCCGCGGAUACGACAAAAAGGACCGAAGCCGAACGACCUUUUUCAACUCCAAGAGUGGCGGUCGAGACGUGACGGUGGUCAGUACGUGUGAGCCUCAGCCGUACGAGCUCUCAUCUAUGGGCUGGCCAAGGAAGCGCCAGAAUUCGUCGGGAGAGAGCCAGGAACAUAUUAUGGAUCUCCUGCCGGCACCACAGCAGGGCUACACUGGCGACUCCGAACGGAAUAUGGGCAUUAUGAUAACGACGGAUGUCACUCUGGCGCAUGAGGAUCUCCCUCCCGAGGAUCUGCACAACGUAUCCACCACGCCACCAUAUGGACAUUGAGGGCAGUGGUUGUAUACGGAGGUUGGGUCCACAUGUUAAAUAGUGCCAAUCUGAUGCGAUUCCUUUCCCG